CCGGCGGCCCCAGCCCCCCGCCCGGCCCGGCUCCGCGCCGCUCUCCCGCCCUCCUCUCUCCCUCCCUCCCGGCCGCGGAGCAGCAUGGCGGAGCCCGGGCAGCGGCCGCGCGGCCGCCCGCCGCCCCUCUGAGCCGGGCUCGGGGGCAGCCCGGCACCUCAGAGCGGACCCCCGCCCCGCCGCGCCCUCUGCCGCACUUGUCCCACUGCGCGCCCCCUGGAGCGCCGCGCACCCCUGGGACCCUUGUGCGCCCCGGGUGCCCAGCAUAACCCGAGUUCCCCCGCUCACCCUGGAAUCUCAGGACUGCCCCAGGAGCCCCGCGUACCCCUGGACCCUGACGCGGCUCUGGGACCCCCACGCGCUCUAGGACCCCUGCGCGCUCGCAGAAUUCCGGGGCUCGGCCAACCCGGCUGCGCGCCCUGGUGAGGGGCCCCGCCCCAGAGGAUCCCCCUCUUCCAACAGACGGAGCCCCGCCCCAGAGGGACCCCCAGGUCCUACAGGGACAUCCAGCCACGCCCCAGCGGGCUCCCAGCAUCUCGCGCCUGGAGCCCUGUGCUCCAGAAGAUCCUCGGUGCCCAGCUGGGGGCUCCCCGCCCUGCUGAGGGGGCGCUGCCCAAGAGGGUCCCCCGCGUCCCGCGGGCCCCGGCAGGAUGCACGCCGCCCUGGCGGGGCCGCUGCUAGCCGCCCUCCUUGCCACCGCCCGCGCCCGCCCGCAACCCCCCGACGGAGGACAGUGCCGGCCGCCUGGAUCGCAGAGGGACCUGAACUCCUUCCUGUGGACUAUUCGGCGCCAUCCUCCAGCCUACUUGUUUGGCACCAUCCAUGUUCCCUAUACCCGAGUCUGGGACUUCAUCCCUGAUAAUUCCAAAGCAGCCUUCCAGGCCAGCACUCGCGUCUACUUUGAGCUGGAUCUGACAGAUCCCUAUACCAUCUCAGCCCUGGCCAGUUGCCAGCUGCUGCCCCAUGGGGAGAACCUGCAGGAUGUGCUGCCAAGGGAGCUCUACUGGCGCCUGAAGCGCCACCUGGACUAUGUGAAGCUGAUGAUGCCCUCGUGGAUGACACCAGCACAGCGAGGCAAGGGGCUGUAUGCUGACUAUCUGUUCAAUGCCAUUGCUGGUAACUGGGAGCGCAAGAGGCCCGUGUGGGUGAUGCUCAUGGUGAACUCCCUCACAGAGACAGAUGUGCGCUCCCGGGGUGUGCCUGUGCUGGACCUCUACCUGGCCCAACAGGCCGAGAAGAUGAAGAAGAGCACUGGGGCUGUGGAGCGGGUUGAGGAGCAGUGUCACCCCCUCAAUGGGCUCAACUUCUCCCAGGUACUGUUUGCUCUGAACCAGACACUGCUGCAGCACGAAAGUGUGCGAGCUGGGAGCCUGCAGGCACCCUACACCACAGAGGACCUCAUCAAACACUACAACUGCGGGGACCUCAAUGCAGUCAUCUUCAACCAUGACACAUCCCAGCUACCCAACUUCAUCAACACCACCCUCCCACCGCAUGAGCAGGUGACAGCCCAGGAAAUCGAUAGCUACUUCCGGCAGGAGCUAAUCUACAAGAGGAAUGAGCGCAUGGGAAAGAGGGUCAUGGCUCUGCUGCAGGAAAACCAGGACAAGAUCUGUUUCUUCGCCUUCGGAGCAGGUCACUUUCUGGGGAACAACACUGUCAUCGAUGUCCUAAGACAGGCAGGGCUGGAGGUGGACCACACACCUGCUGGGCAAGCCAUUCACAGUCCUGCUGCUGCUGGGAGCCCAGCUCCCCCUCCUGAGGGCACCUCUCCUGCCAGCCCAGCUCCAGCAACCCCAGCUGCUGCAGUCCCAGAAGCAACCUCAGCGACCCCCACCACCCCUCCUGAGGAGGAGGAUCCAGUCUUGUCCCCACACCUCCUGCUCCCCGACAGCCUAAGCCAGCUGGAGGAGUUCGGAAGGCAGAAGUGGCGCAAGAGACUAAACAAACACCAGCGGCCAAGGCAGUUCAAUGACCUCUGGGUCCGAAUCGAGGACAGUACUACGAUCUCGCCACCUCCGCUGCCCCUCCAGCCCACCCCCAGCUCCGAAACCACCAAGCCCUUGGUCAAGUCCUCACACCAACUCCAGCAGCAGGACCCUGUGGGGCCUACCAGCAGCUCAGCGCCUGCACUGGGCCUCCUCCCUGCCAUCACUGCCUCCAUUGUGGCCCACUUCCUACUACACACCCUUGGGCCUUCCUGACCUCGACCACCCUUGCAGAGAAGCCAGAGAAACCCUAGGAGUCUGUGGCUGUGUCCACCAUCUGACACCACCUCAGAGGGUGCUAACACCUCAAGACAGUUCACACAGGACAGGGACCUUAGAACACUAGAGCUUUAUUAUACUCAAGUUACAUCUUCUUUUUUGUAGAAGGUCUUAAUUUCCCAUAGUGCUAUGGGGCUCUUUUGUAAAAUAUGUGUCCAUAUUAAAAGAGAAAAUGUAUUUAUUCUAUUGAUAAAACUAUUUUUAUGUAGCCUAUGUUAUAGUCCCUGGAUUAGCCCCAAACACCAACCCAGGGAAGGAGCCCAGGUUCCCAUGACCUCUGUGACCUGUGUGGACUGUGGCUUUCAAUUGGCCCCAAGCCUCCUGCUCAGGCUUGGCUUCUCUCACUGUAGGCACCUCUGAGGGCAGGCAGAAAGGCAGCCCCAGCUUUUGUGAGGCUAGAUUUCAGAGCCAGAGACAUGGUGGCCAACCAUCCUCUCUAACCCUGUCCAGGCCCCAAAAGGACAAUAUAAAGAAAAAGAGAGAAAGAAAGAAAGAAAGAAAGAAAGAAAGAAAGAAAGAAAGAAAGAAAGAAAGAAAGAAAGAGAAAAGAAAAGAAUGCUGCUAUUUUGAAAUCCUGCGUGUCUGUGGACUAGCCCUCCAGGGUUCCUGGUACAUUUUUUCCAUUAAAGUGGGAGACUGGUGGUGAGGGAGAUGAACCCAGUCCUGUGGUCAGAUGGUUACACUGAGACCCCAAAUGUGAAUGGGGUUACCCAAGGUCACAAAGCAAGUGUGUGAUCUAUGUUCCGGUAUCACUGGUCCAGCUUCCAUUCAAGAGAGGCUGGUAAAACCACAGCUGAGAAGUGAGCUGGGCAGAGGACAGGAAUGGGCAGGGGUGGGCACAGAACAGUCUUAGGGGCGAUGGAGCGCAGGAGCCUCCAGUUGUGGCAAUGACAGUGGUAAAGAGAGCCACCUGCCAGAAGCCUGCUGUACGAUGUGAUGACCUCCAAUUCAAUGAUAAAGCUGAACCCCCAAAAGAGGGGAAAAGUUCCACCUGGGGUGUAUGCCCCACCUGGCCCCAGAUCAAGGUGAUACAAAAAACACCCUUGUUCCACGAACUAUGUUCCGUUCCUCUUCUUUCUGACUGGAGAAGAGCUAGAGGAGGCAGAUUUCCCAAACUGGAACUCUCCCAGGCUUCGCAUGGCAGGCAAAAAGGCCAUUUCCCCAGCUCCCCCUGCUGGCUUCUGCAGCCAGGGGCCUCUAGCAGGAUGAGCCAGCAUGGACAGGCAGGGAGUUGAAACACAGAAUCUUUCUUUCCAGGAGGCUGACUGAGGACACAGUGGGGCCAAAGCUAGACUUGUGGCUCAUUAUUUAAGGAGUCCUAGAUCCUGGGAGCAGAAAAGGGUCCUCACCUGUCAACAAGAGUAAGAGUAACGCUAAGGUCCAAAAAGAGGAAAGGCCUCUCCAAGGUGGCACAGCUGGGACAGGCAUGUUGACUCCGGUCCCAUUCUCUCACCUCACUGCACAUGGGUUUCCCUGGCAGGCUUGAUGGCGCCUGGUUGGCUACAGCACCGCCAUGCCUAGGUUGGCAGACAUCUCCCUUCUGAGAUGGCAGGACUCUGGGCAACUCGUUGCAUAGUCAGGGGUCCCACAGGCAUCCUGGCAGGCAGCAGAAUUCUUUCCAGCUCUGCCCCAGUGGACAGGUUUAAGCCUGAGACCUGGCAAGACUCUGGAACUUGGCUUCACAGGGUCCCGCCAGUCCCAUGGGCACCACACUGUAAACUGAACUUGACCUCAACCAGGACUGGAGUCAGUUUAUCCUUGGCAGAAAAUGUGACUUCCUAUUGCUGAGCGGGAAGGGGCUUAGCUGACUUUUAAAGCGGUCUCAGAAGUUAGACAUCAAACGGAUUGUGCAGAGCGCUAUUGGGAUGAGAUAAGUGUAAAGGAAUUGGAAACACACAGGCCAGAUUCCCCUGUUUGGGGCAGAGUAUGGCAUGAGAUGUAUGGAGAUCAAGCUUGAGGUUAAUUAAAGAUGAAGCAUUUGGGGAAAUAGUCCAAGCACCUGACCGUGUGCCCAGACCUGUGCCAGGCGUGGGGCCAAGACGGUGAAUUAAUACAGCGUGUAAUCCCAGUGCCAGGGUUACACAUAUGGGCUGAAUUGUACCCACCCUUCUGGGCCCAGAAGAGUUCACCAUCAACACGGGACAAAUGGGGCUAUCCUGGGCUACUACUUUCUCAGCCCCAAUGUCUGGCCACUUGUCUUUUCAGACCCCUUCUUAAGGAAGAUUGGAAGGGAAGGAGCUUCCUCCACUACCUUUUAAGGAUUUUAAAGAUGAUGUGCCCUGCUUAGUAUCACAUGUCCCCGUAAGGACUGUACUUGGGCAAGAGCAUCAAUAAGCAUCAUAAGAGGUCCAGACUGGGAUGCAUAGUGAGUUCUAAAACAGCUUGAGCUACAUAACCAGACCCUCUAUGAAAAAUGGAGGAGAGGGAGGCAGGGAGGCAGGGAGGCAGGGAAGGAGGAAAGGAAGGAAGGAAGGGAGGGAGGAAGGAAGGAAGGAAGAGAGGGAGGAAGGGAGGGCAGGCUAGUCCAACAGAUCAACAAAAUUGGUGUGGGCUUAGAAAAAAGAGCCAUUGUUCGUCAGGCACCUAGGGCCAAAGUUUCCUGGCCCCUGGAGAUCUCUACCAAGCCAGGGUUUAAGCAAGUAGCAAACUCAACUUGAUGGCAUAUAUCCUAGGAGACCUUGCACACAAACAGAAUGUAUGGCUAGGCCACUUAAACUUCCUUUCCUGCUCUGGAAACAGACCAGUAGUCCAUCAGCAGUUUCUCAGACUUCAUGUUCUUGCUAGCCAGACUCAUAAACAUGGAGCCUAGUUCCUUUGAGAUUCCCAUGAGAAUUUUUAGGACGUUCGUUUUGACUUUGAGGCAGACAGAAAGAUGGAAGGCCUGUGGCCCAGCAGCAGCCUGUGACCAGCACUUAGUGGGAAUGAAAGAAUCAAAGAGGUGCAGGUGCCAGUCUCAAGGGUCAAAGAUAUGGAGUCUGCAAUAUGUGGACUGAGGGUGACUCAAAACAUUCACCUUACACUGAAAGACCCAAGCACAUCCUCCUCACGUGGAGUGUGGUCACUGGCUAUGUCCUGGCCUGUCCAGACUGGGGCAAGCCUGGAAGCUGAGGUACUUUGUACCACCACUUAGCCCAGUGCCCCAUCACAAUCGAUCCCAGAGAAGAGAACUGCUAGUUGUAGUUUUGAUGACACCCUAAGUGGCAAAAAACAGACUUGGGGUAGUAAUAACCAUGAGAUAAACACCAGGCCCUCUACUUGGCCUUCCAGAUCCUCCAUGACCUCACUCAGCUGCCCUUGCUGGCCAUGUCUCAUCCCUCCUAUCCCAGCCUGACAGAUGGAAUCAUAUCUGUUAUUUCUAGAAUAGACAUGGUGUAUUAUACAUUUUACUCCCCAGGGGAAGCUCUCUUCCCUUCCCCCAGCCAUUUAUCCCAUGAGGAUAACCCUGGUGACUUGCUCCAGGAUGUCCCCAUGGAGCCCUAUGUACAUUCCUGGUACCACACCCACAUUCCAGAGUUAGAGCUGUUUGGAUAUGAAUUUGCUCUCUGUUGGGAAUACAAGCAAAUCAAUGAGGUGGGUCUUGUAACUGGUUUUUAUGACCUUCGACACAAAGCUGAUACUCUGUAGAUGUGCUGACAGGGACAAGGGAGGAAAGGAAGCAGACCAGAGGAAGAAGAGGUAGGAGCUAGGAAAGGCAAAAAGACAGCCUUGGCUUUCUAUUUGAGACAACUUCCACGUCCCUAGCUGUUAAGGUAGCACCUGAGGGUAGAGCUCUCCAGGUGAAGCUAGAUGCAUAGUAUGCAAGGCCCCAAAGGUCCGCUGGCUGAAGAUGUAGUAACCAGCUGGAAAUCUUGGCAAACGAUUGGUGUAAACGCCAUCAUGAAAGUGCCCCUGGCUUUGUAAGGUUUGGGUUCUUUAAACAUUGUUAUUUUUCCAAAAAUUCAUCUAGGCAGCCAAAAAUAUCACCCUGGCUGGCCAUCUAAGCCUGUAGAUUCAGUACUCAGUCAAGCCUCCCUACACCCCUCCCCCAUUCUUACACAGCCCAGCCAGGCUUGCCAAGAACUGGCAGAAACUCCUGCUGCCUUUGGGCAGGGACCUCUUGGGGGAAGGGAUGCCUGGAUUGAAACCUUGCCCACGACUCCAGUUCCGAGCCAUUUCUUUGUCUGUGCCCAACCUUGAGCAAGGGAAGUCAGAGCUUAUAAAGGGCCCUUGGGACCCUACCUGGCCAUUUCCAGGGAAUGUCAGCUCCUCACCCUGUCCCCAAAGGCAGACUGGGAUCUUGCCCUCUCAAGGCCUUUGCUUGCUGUUUGGGAAGCCCCAGAGGCCCUUUCAGCUUCUGUUUCUUCAUGGACCGUAGGGAGAGUUUCCUAGGGCCAGGAGGGGAAUUCUGGGUAUCAUAUAGACACCACAGACCACCAUGAUGGAAGCAUGUGACAGGUAAGAAAGCAUAACUUAAAGGCCCACUCCAUCCUAAAACCUGCAUUGGGGAAUGUGGUUUGGAAUAGGAUCCAAGUCUAAGGUGCCUGAUGUGAGAGACCAAGGACUCUUAGACUGGAAUCUCUCCUGUUGCCAGGCUGAGGUGGGGGUGGCUCUCAGCUAAAGAAGGGGGGGGGGGAGUUGGCCUUAGCGUUUGCCCAGUUCUAAGUCUCAGAUUUGUUGGCUACCCUACUGUGCCUCACUGUACCAAGCUGGCUUCUGCUCCCACCAUGUUUAUGGUGUUCUUUAUCACCUCUUCCUUCACCCCCCGCCCCAUGAAUUGUCAUGAAGAGUUUUUAAGAGUAUAAUAGAAGACAAAGAAAGAUGCUAUUAAUGUUAUUUUGCCAAAAAUAUUUUUGUAGCAUAAUAUAUUAAUAAAAGAUAUUAUGAACUUGA
This is a messenger RNA of Mastomys coucha (southern multimammate mouse), 7136 nucleotides long. RefSeq names its product TraB domain containing 2B (gene Trabd2b). Lineage: Eukaryota; Metazoa; Chordata; Mammalia; Rodentia; Muridae. Gene Ontology annotation, molecular function: Wnt-protein binding; metalloendopeptidase activity. Gene Ontology annotation, biological process: negative regulation of Wnt signaling pathway. Gene Ontology annotation, cellular component: organelle membrane. The record is from RefSeq and is a predicted model, not a curated record. The coding region runs from base 651 to 2204 and encodes 517 amino acids. The transcript is spliced from 7 exons.